CGUUGCGUUUCUCCACUAAGCCAUGUGUUUAGUGAGGUUCUGGACAGCCCCUUACACGUGAGCUAAUAUAGGGGUUUAUAUUUGGGCUAAAAUCGGUCAUUUUAACAUUUUUCCUGAUUAAACAGGGACUUUACGUGACUUUUAUUUUGCCUGGUUUUCCGGGGUGCUGGUCAGACGGGAGCACCGCGUGGUCAGUGGGUGAUAAACGGGCCUUGUUUUGGUUUUUGUUGUGGUUUUCUCGUGAAAAUGGUCCGUAAGCUGAAGUUUCAUGAGCAGAAGCUCCUGAAGAAAGUCGACUUCAUUAACUGGGAGGUGGACAACAAUCUGCACGAGGUGAAAAUCCUGAGGAAAUACCACAUCGAGAAGAGAGAGGACUACACUAAGUACAACAAGCUGAGUCGCAACAUCAGAGAUGUAGCCCGGAAAAUACGCGACCUGGAUGAGAAGGAUGGGUUCAGAGCUCAAAGCACCUCCCAGCUACUGGAGAAACUCUACAGUGUUGGCUUGAUCCCCACCAAACAGAACCUGUCUCUCGCAGAUAAAGUCACCGCGUCCUCUUUCUGUAGGAGGCGGCUGCCCUCUGUCAUGUUGAAGCUGCGUAUGGCUCAGAACUUGAAGACCGCCAUCACUUUCAUUGAGCAAGGGCAUAUUCGUGUUGGACCCGACAUCGUCACAGAUCCUGCUUUUCUUGUCACAAGGAAUAUGGAGGAUUUUGUGACCUGGGUGGACUCCUCCAAGAUCAAACAGCAUGUCAUGAAUUACAAUGAGGAGCGCGACGAUUUUGAUCUUGUGGUUUAAAGCUGUCGGAUCUGGAGUCGUCCAUCCUGAGAGCCGAAGGAGAGUUCAGGGGCCGCUCUGGAUCUACGCUCAGCAGAAUGAUGCGGAAGAAAGGCAGAUGCAGUGUGGACGGUCACGAACGUGACUCUAUCCCCACCUUACAAACCUCUGUGAUGGCAAAUUGCGUGACUGCGUUGCUUCGUGAGAUAAAAGUAUCUCGCAUGUUUAAUAUCCACUUCCACUGAGAAGAGUCAUUCUGGUAGAUCUUCGUUUGUCAGGGACUUGCUUUGUAACAGAAAGUGUAGAGCUGGUGAAGAAUCUUCACUUUCACGCCGUGUAUUUCAUCUUUUUAAUACUCCAGCAUCUUAGCUGCUGGUUUGCCAGCAGUCCAGCUGGAGGAGUAACUAGAAAGAAGUAAUAAAGCUGAAAAAAUAAAAAAGAAACGCA
Molecule: messenger RNA, 1224 nt
Organism: Pygocentrus nattereri (red-bellied piranha)
Lineage: Eukaryota; Metazoa; Chordata; Actinopteri; Characiformes; Serrasalmidae
Gene: imp3
Product: IMP U3 small nucleolar ribonucleoprotein 3
Exons: 7
Coding region: 247-798 (183 amino acids)
Biological process (GO): rRNA processing
Cellular component (GO): small ribosomal subunit; small-subunit processome; Mpp10 complex
Molecular function (GO): rRNA binding; snoRNA binding; structural constituent of ribosome
Source: RefSeq, a predicted model, not a curated record